Molecule: messenger RNA, 929 nt
Organism: Naegleria gruberi
Lineage: Eukaryota; Heterolobosea; Eutetramitea; Acrasida; Naegleriidae
Exons: 2
Coding region: 7-903 (298 amino acids)
Molecular function (GO): oxidoreductase activity
Source: RefSeq, a predicted model, not a curated record
GAAAAAAUGUUCAAACGCGCCCUUGCUCAAUCUCAAAGACUCGCCUUCAGAUCCUCCACUGCUCCACAAUUUAAUUUGGCUGCCUCCCAAAGACUCUUCUCUACUUCCCAAAAUCCAAUGGCUGGAAAGUUGGAAGGAAAGGUUUGUCUCGUUACUGGUGCUGGAAGUGGUAUCGGAAAGGGUAUUGCUCAAUUAUUUGCUAAAGAAGGAGGUAAAGUCGUUGUUGGAGAUUUGAACUUGGCUGCUGCUCAAGCAACUGUUGCUGGUCUUGACAAUGCUACACAACACUUGGCUGUUGGUAUGGAUGUUACCAAGGAACAAGUUGUUACUGAAACCUAUGAAGCUAUUAAGAAGCAUUUCGGUAAGCCAAUCGACGUUGUAAUUUGUAAUGCUGGUGUUCAACAUAUUGACCCAGUUGACAAAUUGAGUUUUGAUAAUUGGAGAAAGAUUGUUUCUGUUCAUUUGGAUGCUGCUUUCUUGUGUACUCGUGAAGCUUUGAAGCAAAUGUACGAACAAAAGUAUGGUAAGAUUAUCUAUAUUGGUUCAGUUCACUCAAAGCUUGCUUCUCCAUUGAAGGCUCCAUACGUUUCUGCUAAACAUGGUGUUUUGGGUUUGUGUCGUGCUGUUGCUAAGGAAGGUGCUAAGAAGGGUGUUAGUGCCAACGUUAUUUGUCCAGGUUUCGUUUUGACUCCUCUUGUUGAAAAGCAAAUUCCAGAACAAGCUAAGGAAUUGGGCAUUAGUGAACAAGAAGUUGUUAAGAAUAUCAUGUUAAAAGACACUGUUGAUGGUGAAUUUACUACAAUUGAUGAUGUUGCUCAAGCUACUUUAUUCUUUGCUUCACAUCCAACUAAUGCUUUAACUGGUCAAUCAAUGAUUGUUUCACAUGGUUGGUAUAUGCAAUAAAUUAUCCUCCGUGAAGAGUUGAAAUG